Molecule: messenger RNA, 1636 nt
Organism: Exaiptasia diaphana
Lineage: Eukaryota; Metazoa; Cnidaria; Anthozoa; Actiniaria; Aiptasiidae
Product: somatomedin-B and thrombospondin type-1 domain-containing protein
Exons: 4
Coding region: 113-949 (278 amino acids)
Source: RefSeq, a predicted model, not a curated record
ACACGAGUUACAGUGCGGGGUCUUGUGUUCCGAUCAGUACAUUGGAUUUGACUCAAAGACAGAGAUCGAUAAGUCAGUCUAAGUACCGAGCAGAGUACGGUUAACAUCCAAGAUGAAGCGAGCUGUAUUAGCUUUUGUAUGUGUGUUUGCUGUCUAUUCAAGUGUAGUUUCAGGACAGUGUGACCAAAGGGACAGAGAUGGUCCGCUUACUUGCUGUAUUGGAAGGAAUAGUACUUGUGCUGUAGAAAGAUACGACCUAAAGUCGGACGAUGGAAGACCAAGAAGAAAAGUUUGUUUCUGUGAUGCUUUUUGUGAACUGGCUGGUGAUUGUUGUCCAGACUUCGAACGCGUUAAAAAAGAAUGUAAAAUACAAGUUUACGCACAAGAAUGCGUCGUUUCGACAUGGUCCCGAUGGACAUCGUGCUCUCAUCGCUGUGGAGUCGGAAGACAAAAGCGUCAUCGUGAUGUCAUCGUAAAGCCUUCGCGAGACGGAGGAAAAACUUGUCCUCCUUUGAGACAGAGAAGAGGCUGUUUCCUAAAGCACUGUGGGGAUGCAGCAGGUAUGGCUCGCGUUUUGCCACGAAAAUUCAAACGAUUUCCAUCCAAAUAUGAGAAAAUCCUUCCAGCCAAGACAAAGCAGUUAUUCCAAGAAGAAAGAAAGAAGAGGCCAAGCUAUUGUGCGCACUUUAAGGUCGAGUCCAAGCACCCAUACUGUCAAGGAACCUGGGCCAAGAAUCUCGAUCUUGUAAAGCCAGUAUGUGUAGAAUGUCAAGAUUCGGUAAUGGAUGAUAAAGGUCAUUGUAAAGGUCACGGGGUCUUGGCCGAGCUGACGUCUUGGGACGCAGUUGAUAUAUACAGUUGCCAUGGUGAAUGGCGUAGGAUCAGCCCACUUAUUCCAAAUUGCAAAUGCAAUGACGAGGAGAAUUUCAACAACUUUAUCUUUGUAUAAACUCUAUCUACUAGGCUUAGACAUGAAUUAUAUACAGUAUAUGGCCGAAUCAAGAGAAACGUCACCUUUUGCCCGAAGAUCCCUCAUUUAUCUUUCUGUGAAGGAAUAUAUUCCUAACUGGUUUCAACCUUUUCUACAACAAGCUAAAUUUUUCACUUUUUAAACUCUCAAAGGUUUUCUUUGCAAGUUUCCAAAAGAGAACUUGCGUGCCGCAUCACCUGGCUUUUACACACUUUAAUAAUCUCAUUACUAGCAGACAUGAAAAAAGUUCAGCGGCUAAGAUGAAUUUAAACGUAUCUUUCACGAUCCGCAGCGUUUUAAAUUAUCCUGCAUGCGUUUGAGGUUUUGCAUUUUGUUGAUACUGUGAAACCUCUUCCUAUACGGGCACACCUAGAUAUCUCGGGCAGAUCUCUAUAUAGUCUUUUGUGAACGCAACACUCAGUAUCGCGGACAUUGCUUGUAUAGGGGAGGUUGUGUCAACAAGCAGGGUGAUGCAGUAUUUAUGCUAUUAUACGUUUUGUUAUUCGUCAGUGAAAUAUAUAUAUACAGUUAUGUCGGCUCACUGCAUUCUAGAAUAUCCUAUGUACAUUGAAUCUAUAGGCAAAUAAUAACAUACCUUAGUAGCUUGUAGCUUGUAGAUCGUUGAUUUACUUUUAAAGUAAUAAUUACAUUAGCUAAAAUAUGUUA